AGCAGAAAAGGCAAUGGCAGCAGUGAAAGUGUACGGACCAACCCUGUCGACGGCGGUGUCAAGGGUGCUGGCCUGUCUGAUCGAGAAGGAUGUGCAGUUUGAGGUGAUUCCGGUGAAUAUGUCGAAAGGAGAACAUAAGAGACCUGAAUUCCUGUCCCUUCAGCCUUUUGGCCAAGUCCCUGCAUUUCAAGACGGCAACAUCUCCCUCUUCGAGUCAAGAGCAAUAUGCCGGUAUGUAUGUGAGAAAUACGCGGAGAGGGGGAACAAGGGAUUGUACGGAACGGACCCAUUGGCGAAGGCAUCCAUAGAUCAGUGGGUGGAGGCGGAGGGGCAGAGCUUCAACCCCCCAAGCUCAGCGCUGGUGUUCCAGCUGGCAUUUGCCCCAAGGAUGAAGCUGAAGCAAGACGAAGGAGUGAUUAGGCAGAACGAAGAGAAGCUUGCCAAGGUGCUUGACGUCUAUGACAAGAGGCUCUCUCAGACUCGUUUCUUGGCGGGCGAUGACUUCUCCUUCGCUGACCUCUCCCACCUUCCCAACGCCCACUACUUGGUCACCGCCACCGACAGGGCCCCACUAUUCACCCAAAGGGACAACGUCUCCAGGUGGUGGAACGACAUCUCCACCCGUCAUUCCUGGAACGAGGUCCUUCGUCUCCACAAAACUGCUUAUUAAACAGCAACUGCUUUUGCUCUUUUUUACUUUAUUAUAUAUCAUCAUGCCCAACCAAUUAAUGCAAAUCACAAUUCCAGACACCUUAUAUUACGUGUACUCGUAACUCAUAACUUUAGCUACGAUUGCGCUCC
This is a messenger RNA of Arachis ipaensis, 801 nucleotides long. RefSeq names its product glutathione S-transferase. The record is from RefSeq and is a predicted model, not a curated record. Gene Ontology annotation, molecular function: glutathione binding; glutathione transferase activity. Gene Ontology annotation, cellular component: cytoplasm. Gene Ontology annotation, biological process: glutathione metabolic process. Lineage: Eukaryota; Viridiplantae; Streptophyta; Magnoliopsida; Fabales; Fabaceae.